Molecule: messenger RNA, 998 nt
Organism: Radiomyces spectabilis
Lineage: Eukaryota; Fungi; Mucoromycota; Mucoromycetes; Mucorales; Radiomycetaceae
Product: transport protein particle complex subunit
Exons: 4
Coding region: 289-864 (191 amino acids)
Biological process (GO): intra-Golgi vesicle-mediated transport; endoplasmic reticulum to Golgi vesicle-mediated transport
Cellular component (GO): TRAPP complex; cis-Golgi network membrane; cytosol
Source: RefSeq, a predicted model, not a curated record
UGAGCCUGUUUUCGUGGUUUUACUCGACUCGUGUGAAAAAACACAUUCGACAAGACGUGGCGUCAGAGCAAGACCAUGCAGGCGAAGGAUUCGAAAAUGCACAAUGGGGCUUGCGGCACAUGUCGGGCACUUUUGCCCAAGUGCUGGGAGGAGGAUAGAUAGGAUUAAAGUGAGCGGUAGACAGAGGAAAUUUUUCGUGUUCCUGCAAAUAAAGUCACACUAUUCCAGAACCGCGAAUCCGGUUUCGUAACUUUUGGUCAACUUUACCAAUUUUCAUUUCACCUCAUCAUGGCAUCGUCUUCAGCCGCGAAACAGUACAAAGCUUUGGGAGACGAAGUAUGGAAAGUGAAGGUCGAGAAAAUCAAUGCCGAACUCUUCACGUUGACGUAUGGUUCCAUGGUGGUGCAACUCGUCAAAGACUACGAGGACUAUGGCGAGGUCAAUAAACAACUCGAGAAAAUGGGAUAUAACAUUGGCCAGCGUUUGAUUGAGGACUUUUUGGCCAAAUCCGGCAUUGGACGGUGUGCCGAAUUCAGAGAUACCGCCGAAGCGAUAUCCAAAGUAGGCUUCAAGAUCUUCCUCAAUAUUACGCCCUUGGUCACCAACUGGUCUACGGAUUCCAAAGAAUUCUCGCUCGUUUUUGAUGAAAACCCACUGACGGAAUUUGUGGAAUUGCCCGAAGAUGCACUGGAAGGUGGUUUAUGGUACUCGAACAUCUUUUGCGGUAUCCUCCGUGGCGCUCUUGAAAUGAUGCAAGUGGAGACUCACUUUGUGAGCGAUAUCCUUCGAGGUGAUGACCUCACAGAACUGAGAGUGAAAUUGAUCCGAUACAUGGAAGAAGAAGUUCCUGUUGGCGAAGAUUAAAGGGGCGAGGUUUUCCCAACCACCGAUCCUAUGCAUCAGACGAACUUGCCACUAUUUCUCUUUUUCUCACUUAUGACCUUCGAUACCUUACUUCCACCCUCUGUCUCUCUAUUAUCUCUUUCUACGCUUCGGUU